Messenger RNA from Aphis gossypii (cotton aphid), 3708 nucleotides. RefSeq lists its product as uncharacterized. The transcript has a single exon. The record is from RefSeq and is a predicted model, not a curated record. Lineage: Eukaryota; Metazoa; Arthropoda; Insecta; Hemiptera; Aphididae. The annotation marks the transcript as partial.
CUGCCAGGUGUCGAAAUCGAUUUCAUUAAACAAUCAUCGUCGAAUGGCUUACUUAAAUCAUGUACAACCACGUCGUUGUUAAAAGGCUCAUCAACAGUGAACCUAGUCUCAUUGUCACAUUUGAUGACCACAAUGCUUUCAAUACCAUCGACCACUUUGGGUGAAAGAUUAUUUUCAUCAGCUACAGAGAUCGAAGACCUUGGGAUUUUUAACGACAAGGCUGUGAAAGGACGGUACUUAGUGGGUUGGAGAUGUUUGUGUUGUUUCUCUUUUUUUCCCCAACUUUCUAUUGCGUCCAAAUGGUUAUGUCUAGAAAUUUCUGAGAUUUUUCUUUUCCUAUUCACUUUGGUAUUUAUCUGCCUAGAUUCAUUGUCAAAAUCUAAUGCACGCGUACAAGUUUUUUUUCUAAUAUUAUACUUUAUUUGUUUGUGUGCAUUCAUCACACGCUCUCUCAUAAGUCUUAAAAACCGACCGCACUUCCACCUUCGGUCACCAUCAAGUAUGUCAACUUUUACAGUUUUAAACCAAGAUUCAACGGUAGCAUUACUCUGGCGGAUUUCAAUGCCAUUGUUGAGUUUAUUAUUCAUAAUAGGUGUCCACAGUGCUAAGAAAGGUACACACUUGACUAUAAACUCGUGUAAAUAUGAUUCAUCGUAAUAUUCAUUGCUUAUAUUUUCAUUAUUUACAGAACAAUGGGGCAAGACGCUAGAUUUUACAUGUUCUUUGAUAGACUGAAAUCUACAGUACAUCAUAGACUUAUUUGUGUCGGAUUCGCAUAGAAAUUUAUUUAUUUCAUCUGAAUAAUCUUUGCCUUCGUUGUUUGAUUCAUUCAACAGUUGGUGGUUAACAUUACACUUGUCUCUCAUUGUAUUAAUAGCAUUUUUAGUUUCUCCUGUACUACAUGGAGACAAUAAUAUUAAUGAAAAUAUUUUAAGCCAAUUUUCAAUAUCCUGCAAACUCUUUGCAUUAAACAGUAAACAUAUCCAAUCGAUAACAUUAUUUCUUUUCAUCUUUUCUACAGUCUUAUUGUGAUUUGUCUCAGAUUGAAAGUAUGUAUAUACAUGGUUUACUAUGAUUUUUGUGUAAUGAUUUACACAGAUGUUAAUGAUAGUGACAUUAGACCCAUCAAAAUUUUCAACCAAUACUCUGUAACACCAGUUAAGAUAAUCAAAUAUGGAAGUAAAACCAUUCCAUCCUAUACACAAUGCAUUCAUUUGUGCAUAACUGAAAUCUGUCACUAUGUUUGUGAAUACAGGCCAAGGCAGUUUGUGUUUCAAAACAAAUGCUUUGAAAGCGUUCAACCAUUGUGAAAUUGCAACUAUAUCGUGUGCUGAACUAAUCAUCUCUACAACGGGACACGUUACACUCGAAUUCCUAGGUAAAGGUACAUUUACCACUAGAACAUAGUAAAGUACUCUUUUGGUGUUCUUGUCAAUUUUCCUGACCAAUGUACCAGUUGCAUCCAAAUAACCAGUUACUGAUUUUUGAUUUUUAAUUAGUUUUUUUAGUAUGUCCAACUGUUCUUUACUAUAGCAGUGUACAGACGGUAUACCUACAUGCUGUACAAAGUUGCUUUCUUUAUCGUUACACAUCAAUAGAAUAUCAUGAAAAUCAUCUUUAUCAUAAUCAUCAGCAGUCUAGGCCUCUGAUCUGAUUUUUCUAAUGACAUCAUCUGAUUUAAUACCUUGCAAAUUGCCACAACUCAAUUGAGUGGGUGAUGCCAAGUCAACAGUGUCUGACCUGAAGGAAAACGCUUUAGUCUUUUUUAGCACUUCUUUGUUCAAAUCUCGCUGAAACCCUUUUACGUGAUUUGUGAGACCAUCAUCAUCUGGAUUGUGAUGAUAAUUCAAACCAGAACUAUAGAUAUUUGCUACGAACGUUCCAUUUGCAAGCUGGACUUUAAUCCUAAAAGUCUUACACCCCUCAUGGCUACAAUACAUGUACACAUUGCAAUGACUUUUAAAAUAUCUGACCAUUUUCGCAUUAAUAACACAUGUAUUGUUCACAGUUCUAAUGCGCUUUCUGAACAUAAUAGGAUAUUUUGUUUUGUCCAAACGGGUUUGACUUUUGAAGUUUGUAUAGUUCAUAAGGGACCAUUCUUCAAAUGAAAAUUUGAAAGAUCCUUCAAAAAACACAAAAUCAUGGUUUUCAUACUGUUUAGGAAAUUGAUUUUUUGUUUUUAGAGGUAGAACAAUGCCAGACUUUACAGGUGUUUUCUUAUAAUAAGCAUUCCUGAGGGGGCUUGGUACAUGUUUUCCGUUUGUUAUUUUACUUGGGGUAACAAACACAGAUUCAUCAUUCAUGUUUUCUGGUAAAAUUGGAGUACUACUAGGUAUUAAUGGAUCUCUCUUAGUUUGAAUGAAAUCAAUUUCUGCCGAUGAAUUUGUAUAUUCAAAUGAUAUAUCAUUGUCAUUAUGCAAAAGUUCAGACUCUGUGUGCACAGUAUAAGAAGAACAAUUUUUAAAAAUAUCAGCAUCAUUAUCAGAGUUUUCAUUAAAACAAAAACUAUUUGUAUCAAUUAUAUUGUCUGUGUUAUCCAUUUGUAAACACGAUGAUGACAGAUUGAAAUACUUUUUACAUUGUUUGUACACUUUAUAUCUGUUAACUUUAUUUAUUGUAACUUUAAUGUGUCCACAUAUGUUGGAUAGAGUUGUGUAAUUAUAAUUUACAAAAUCGUUAGCCGUGUAAUUACAAUACUCAAUACAUUUUAUUAUUUUAUUAUUAUUAAAUUCUGAUUUAUUAGCUAUAACAUCACAGUUCAUAGUUUCAAUACACUUUCGAAGAGAUGAAUUUUUUCUUUUAAUAGCAUUCACUAUAGAUUUUUUCAAAUUGUGAUCAUUACCUUUCUUAAAAAUGGUCAUGCAAAUAUUACUUACACAACUAUCUGAAACCGAGACAUUUUCAAAAUUUAAUUCUGGAUAUUCGGUGUUAAUAUAAUGAGCUACCUCUUUCAAUUUAUCUUUUAAACUCAUUUUUAACCUUAUAAAUUAUUACUUACAGUGUCUGAAACAGUAAUUCUUAGACACUUUUGAUUGUCUGAAACAGUAAUUCGUCGACAGUUUUGAGCGUCUGAAACAGUAAUUCGUCGACGGUUUUGUGUCUGAAACAAAAAUUCGUCGACACUUAAAGCUGUCAGAGUCUAUACUCCUCGGACAGCUACAACAAACUACAACUAAAACUAAAAAAUUAAAAUUAAACGAAAUAAAAAAAUUAAAAUUAAAUGAAAUAAAAACAAUGUUAAAAAUAAAACACAAUAAAAAACUAACAAUAUUAUAUAUUUAUAACAAUUAAAUGUUUAUAAUGAACACUGUAUAAUAACAAAAUUGAAAACACGAGGAAUAAUUCGAAUAGUAAAUAUUUCUAACAAUUAAAUGUUUAGAAUUAACACUUGAAGAAUACCGCAGAAACACCGAAGUGAAUUCGCAAGGAAAAAACUGCGGAAAACCAAAUUGAAAGCGCGAGGAAAAAAUCGGAGAAAUACAGAAUAGAAAACUUGAAUAAAAACCUGGAUCACUUGUGCCUGUAAAUACAUACAUUUUAAUUAAUGUAAUUAACAAUAAAUAUUACUGCAUACAAUAAUAUUUUACACUUUAAGAAAUCAUCAUUAAACUUGUGACAAUGCGACACUGACACACAUGUACAAAUACAACACAAUAUUAUAAAAAUAUAAAUAUAUUAAAGACAUGAUUAUUUUAAAUUGAAAAAAAA